This is a messenger RNA of Stomoxys calcitrans (stable fly), 3600 nucleotides long. RefSeq names its product zinc finger protein 808. The record is from RefSeq and is a predicted model, not a curated record. Gene Ontology annotation, molecular function: RNA polymerase II transcription regulatory region sequence-specific DNA binding; DNA-binding transcription factor activity, RNA polymerase II-specific; zinc ion binding. Bases 190 to 3414 code for a protein of 1074 amino acids. Lineage: Eukaryota; Metazoa; Arthropoda; Insecta; Diptera; Muscidae. The transcript has 3 exons. Gene Ontology annotation, cellular component: nucleus. Gene Ontology annotation, biological process: regulation of transcription by RNA polymerase II.
GAAGAAAAACAAAGCCAAAUGUUUUUAUAUAUUUGCAAACAUAUGCAAUAGGCACCAAACAAUGAAUAAAAAGUGAGAAAACACGAAAAAACAGUGAUAUUAUGUGCAGUGGUUUUGUGUUUAUAUAUGUGGAAGUUUCUCAAACUACUCUUAGCUAAAAGCUAAGAACUGAUCUCUAAUGCUAAAGAGAUGUUAAGACAUCCUCCUCCCUCAGACUAUUGCCGGCUCUGUGUAAAAAGCUGCAAAGAUGACCAGCACAGCCUCUAUGAUGAGACAGGUCAGGCUAAUGCGAACCAUGAUCUUGUGAGCAAAUAUUUUACUAACGCAAUGUUGAAUAUGGAAUGGGAGGGACGCCUUCAAUAUGUCUGCGGGAAAUGUUGGCAGCAAAUUUUGAAGUUCCAUCAAUUCCAGGAGUCGGCUAUUGAGGCUCAGAAAGUAGCGAUAAAAGAAUUUGGGGAAGUUGUUAAGGCGAAAUCUGAGAUGAAUAUAAAGGAAGAACAACAGGAGUGGCAUAAAGCCCAAGAAUUUGUACGAACUGAAGAUUUAAUGAAUUCUGCGGAAGAACAAAUGGACUGGCAUAAUGCCAAGGAAUUUAUAGCUAGCACUGAAGAUUCAACGAAAGCUACCCUCCUUACCUUUGUUAUAAAAUCUGAAGAACCUUUGGACCUCAACAAUGAUUAUGAAGGGAUGUCGCUUCAGGAUGGCCACGACCAAUUAGCGGAUGAAGAAAUGUCUCAUAUGGCCAGUAGCAAAGAAAAUGCAUCCUUAAGGCAAGACGAUGAUUACAUUGACGAUUAUAGCACGAAUAAUGAAAUUCCCUCAUCAUCUUUGGAACACAUCAACCUUUGCUCUUCAGAUAAAAAUAUUACUGCUACCAAAAAAACUCUAGAGGAAUUUGACGAGUUGGUAGCUUUAUGGCGAACCUCCUUAAAGUGUGAAAUUUGCCAUCAGCUAGUGGCUAGCUAUUCUCAGUUGGAGGAACAUUUUAGAAAACAACAUGCUUCAGAAGUUUGUUAUCUCAUGUGUUGCCAAUUGAAGCUGGAAUAUCGUUACAAUAUUGAGCAACACAUAAACUAUCAUAAUGCCCCGCAGCAGCUUAGAUGUGAGGCCUGUUGCAAAUCCUACCGUUUUGUGCAAUAUUUGAGAAAUCACAUAAGAAAGGUCCACACCAACAAGGGAAAAGAUAAAAGUGCUAAAGACAGCGAAACGCUGGAAGGGAAUUAUCGUUGCGACAAGUGUCCAAAGACCUUUGCAACGAAAAGGAAUUUGAGCAAACACAGCAGUGUCCAUAAACCCAAGAGUAUUGAAUGUAACAUUUGUGGAAAGUACUUUAGCCGUCAGCGUGCAAUGCUUGCGCAUAUGGCUGGCCACAUAGGCGAGAAGACGCAUACCUGCUCCUUUUGCCCCAAAGCAUUUACCAGACGACCUUAUUUGAGCCAACACAUGAACGCAUCUCAUCCCCACGAAUGGAAGAAGAUGCAAGACGAGGCGGCGCAAAGUGCAACAUUGAAGGGGUAUCGGCGAGAAACUCGGGGAGCGAGUGUGGUCUAUGUUUGUCUUCAUUGUUCCAAGGAGUGUGACAAGCAGUCUGCCAUGUACUAUCAUCUAAGGCGAUGUCGAAAUGAUAAUAAGCCAGUAGAGCUUAAAGAGGGGUUUAGGCUUGAAACUCGAGGAGAGAGUAAGGUCUACGUUUGUAUUCAUUGUUCCAGGGUGUGUGACAAGCCGACUUCCUUGCACCAUCGUUACAAGCGAUGCCUUAAGGGGGUGUCAAUUGAAAGGCCUUUGCUGCCUUUUGAAGAUAACCAAACGACCCUGGAUUCGUUAAAGCUCGCGGAAAUCAUGUCCAUGUACACAUGUCCACUUUGCUGCAGACUAUACGAAACAAAACGCCUCCUCCACUCCCACAUAAGACGCAUGCACCAAAAGAGGCCCGCAAUCAUCAACCUGCAAACUCUAAACAGCAACAGGCAAGAAGUUGAAGUGGAAGACAAAGACAAUGUCCUCAAUGAGGCAGCAAAUAAGUUUUUGCUCUUUAACUAUUUAAUUGAGCCGACUGCCAAGGGAGCAUACCGUUGCAAAGUAUGUUUCAAGGAAUAUGAAAACACAAAUUCCCUGUGCAACCACAUUGCCAGUGCGCAUUCCAAAAUAGCAAAACUCGAGCAAGAAUCAAUGGAGACAGCAGAGAACCAGGACGAUGAAGAAGAAGACAUGGCAAACAUUCAACUGAAAGAUCAUGUCAUACGCAUGGAUUCUUUUAAACGCUCCCUCACCGUUAUAUAUAAAUGCAAAUUAUGUCCUAAAAUCUAUGAGAAAAAGCGAACUAUGUUUGCCCAUUUGCGGGAGAUACACAAGCAAAAUUUCCAACGUGAUUCCAUUAUAACCAGAUUUCAGGUGGAAGGGCAGGGCACUGACGUUGCCCCCCGCACCAAGUUUAGAUGUGACCUUUGUUCCAAAGAGUAUGAAAAUCAAGGCUCCAUAUUUUCCCAUGUCAGGACGAUUCACAAGCGAUCAACUCAAAAACUAAAUGAGGCCACUGAUCCAACUUAUACCAAAAUAUUAGCGCGUUUAAAAGUGCCUAGCGUAGAAAUUGCAACACCAAUGCCGCCAAAGGCUUUAUACAAAUGCCCAUUUUGCCCCAUGCAAUAUAAAACGAAUGGCUAUCUUUACGCUCACACAAGAAGCAAUCAUAAAAAUAAAUUUGCAAACUACAACCAGAAAAAACUGCAGUAUCGGAACUUAUGUGAGCGCUCUCCUAAUGGUGGAUUCCGAUGCAAAAUAUGUUCUAAGCUAUAUGAAAAGAAAUGUUCGCUAUACGGCCACAUUAGCCGUCUGCAUCCCGCCAAGUUUAAAAAUGGCCGACAAGUGGUUGAGGAAAACCUUGCCACCAGCAGCAACACCAUCACAAGUGUUUUGUAUAGAUGUAAAUUUUGUACUAAAGCCUAUGACAAGAUCUAUUUGUUGAAUACGCACUUACGGCGGACUCACAAAAAAAGUUCAAAAAAGGAAUCCUUGUUCCUCAAAUACGAGGUGCGUUCUGAUAAUCCCCCUCGCACCCAGUAUAAAUGUAAACUUUGUUUCAAGGAAUAUGACAAUCGUUACUCCAUCUACAGACAUGUCACAAAGAUUCAUAAUCAAGACACACUUUACACCAAGAUUGUAGUGACGAAGACAACUGAUGCAACCAACGCAGGACCAGAUAAUCAUACUUUAAAUAAAGAAGAAGAAGAAGAAGCUGAGGAUUCAUUGAUGACCGCUAUAGAGGGUAAAGAGUUGAAGAUAGAAGAAUUUUCGCCUGAGUCAUAUACUUUGGGAAAUGAGAAAAUAGAAGAUAAUGAAAUGCCAUCAAAAUUUGAAGAUGCAACAUGGGAAGAAGAAGAAUUCAUAAAAUCCGAAAACGAAUUUAUUGACCUAUAAACAGAGAGACUUCAACCCUCAGUUGGAAUAUUGAGAAAAAACAACAAAUAAUUUCCUAGUUUUAAUAAGCCCAAAACUCUUACAAAUGACUUUUGUUCGUUUAAGGAAUUUAGAUAUGCAUAUGUUUCCUUAUUAUUAAUAAAUAAGCAGAUUUUGUUUUCAAGCCAGGGGAAUAAUAACAAAAUA